Messenger RNA from Prosopis cineraria, 2516 nucleotides. RefSeq names its product bZIP transcription factor TRAB1-like. NCBI's taxonomy places the organism in Eukaryota, Viridiplantae, Streptophyta, Magnoliopsida, Fabales, Fabaceae. Gene Ontology annotation, cellular component: nucleus. The transcript is spliced from 5 exons. The coding region runs from base 16 to 1452 and encodes 478 amino acids. Gene Ontology annotation, molecular function: DNA-binding transcription factor activity. The record is from RefSeq and is a predicted model, not a curated record. Gene Ontology annotation, biological process: positive regulation of DNA-templated transcription.
UUGGUCCACGUUCCAAUGUCGGCAGUGUGCACUGUUCCCCCACCUUAUGUCUUUCUUAUAAGCCAACCAAAUGAAGAACCACUAGGGACAUUCGACACUUGGCGCCUCUCCCCGUUAGCACACCAUCCCUGCUCGCUUUUGUUUUUCUCUCCAAAUUUAGAACUUAUACUAAGAUUUUACCAAACUGGGACCAAAAUGAACUUCGGUAAUGAGCAUGGAGGCGGAAACGCCGGCGGCGGAAGGCCUCUGGCAAAUUUUCCGCUGGCACGACAACCGUCAGUCUACUCCCUGACAUUCGAUGAGUUUGUGAGUACUAUGGGAGGUUCUGGAAAGGACUUUGGGUCGAUGAACAUGGAUGAGCUGCUUAAGAACAUCUGGAGUGCUGAAGAGGUUCAAACAAUGGCUUCCUUGAGUGGUGGUCAACUGGGUGGAAGUGCCUCUGGUGGGCAUUUGCAGAGACAAGGCUCCUUGACGUUGCCGCGAACACUUAGCCAGAAAACCGUAGAUGAGGUUUGGAAGGAUAUUUCCAAGGACAAUGGUGCGGAGAAGGAUGCUCCAAAUAUCCCACAGAGGCAGCAGACUUUGGGAGAGAUAACGUUGGAAGAGUUCUUGGUGAGAGCAGGAGUUGUCAGAGAAGAAGCACAAGCACAAUUGUUGGGAAAGCCAAAUGGUAUGGAUUUCCCCGAUUUAUCUCGUACUGGAAAUAAUAAUGGUGUAGGAUUGGGUUUUCAGCAGAUGAACAAGGGUUCAGACUUAAUGACAAACCAAAUUACCGGGAAUAAUGACCAGCUACCUCUUCAGUCUCGCGCCAAUUUGCCAUUGAAUGUAAACGGUGCUAGAUCGAAUCAGCAACAGAUGCCGAAUUCAAAGUUACCACAGCCACAGAUAUUUCCAAAGCAGCCUGCCAUGCCUUAUGCUGGUCAGAUGCCAUUAACGAACAACGCUCAGCUAGGUAAUCAAGGAAUGAGAGGUGGAAUGGCGGGUAUUGUGGAUCAGGGUCUGAAUGGUAAUCUGGUUCAGAGUUCAGCGCUGCAAAGUGGAGGGAUGGGCAUGAUUGGUUUAGGACCUGGGGCUGUUCGUGUGGCUACAGGAUCACCAGCUAAUCAGCUGUCUUGUGACGAAAUUGGAAAGAAUAAUGAUGACACUUCGUCAGUGUCGCCACUUCCUUAUGUGUUCAAUGGUGGUUUAAGAGGGAGGAAAACCAGUGGGGCUGUAGAGAAGGUUAUUGAGAGGAGACAGAGGAGAAUGAUCAAGAACAGAGAGUCUGCUGCUAGGUCCCGGGCUCGUAAGCAGGCCUAUACCAUGGAAUUGGAGGCAGAAGUUGCAAAGUUAAAAGAGGAGAAUGAAGAACUUAGGAGGAAGCAGGCAGAAAUCAUGGAAAUGCAAGAGAAUCAAAUAUCAUGCCUCGUCUGUAGACUAAUUGACCAGAAUAACGUGGUGUCAUGCUCUUAACUUCGUACAAAUAAGAUGCCAUUUGUUCCCCCUUGAAUCUUACUCUUAGGCUGCAUUUUGUACCUUGAAAAACGUUUUGCAGACAAUCUUUUCUACAAAAAAAUGGAUAAUUGGUGUAAUUUAUAAAACAUGUAUUAAGUGAUUUUUCUGUGUAUCCUUAAGUUGGUACACUUGCCAUGACCAACAUGAGAUGAAUUCAGGAAGUUGGAUUGGUUCAGAGUGGUGACCGACGAAUAUGUUACCCUUACCAUGACUUAGUUUCUUAAUUAUACUGUCAAUAACUAGAAUAAGCUUCGAGGCUCAUUUUUUACAUAAUUUCCGUACAAUUUGGGUUACUUUCUGUGCUUUGGUGACAUUUCUUUUCCACUUUUUUUAUUUCCUUGAUUAUUGUAGAACUGACCUGAUGAUCUAUUUAGGAAAAGGAAAGAAAAAGGAAGGAAAUAUUCUUCUUUAUAUCAUGUUGCACGUAUAUAAGUUCCAUAUUUUCUGUGCUUAGCGUCCAUUAUUACUGUCAUAUCUUCCGUUCAUCUUAAUAGCCUACUUGGUCUCCAAUUCGGAAUUCUUCCAGCCUGAUGCAUGCACCGAGUGACUAAGAACUAUCACACUCUAGCGUGUAUAUAGUUAAUCUGUUAAUAAUUGUCAAAGGAUCGUUCUAUAUCAUGUGAAGCUGAAGAUAGAAUGGUUCGAAUUAGCUGCGUCAGUAAAAAAUGUAAUAAUGAGGAAAUCUUCUCAAGAAGUUUCUGUUAAUGAAAAAAUGUUCCGUAUGUGUGGAGUUUCUUGAGAUACGAACCAGUAGUGCAUUAGAUUACAUCUGUUUUCUUUGCCCCCUAAUAAAUUGUGACGACAUAUAGAUAGCUUUCUUGGAAGCGCCUUCUGCUUCAAAUUUGUAGCUUUUACCACUUGUUCUCUGCCUAUUAUUCUGAAAUAUGCAAAUGCUGGCAAAAACACUUUCUCUAUGCUUAUUCCCCACUGUACUGGAAGAUAUGAUGUGUUAAAAAUUACAUUUUAUAAUGCGGCGAGAAUUGAUAAUAGCUUUGUCCUGAAUUUUGUGGCUUUUGGUAACA